Messenger RNA from Triplophysa dalaica, 1704 nucleotides. RefSeq names its product protein phosphatase 1, regulatory (inhibitor) subunit 14Ba (gene ppp1r14ba). Lineage: Eukaryota; Metazoa; Chordata; Actinopteri; Cypriniformes; Nemacheilidae. Gene Ontology annotation, biological process: regulation of phosphorylation; innate immune response. The record is from RefSeq and is a predicted model, not a curated record. Gene Ontology annotation, molecular function: protein serine/threonine phosphatase inhibitor activity. The coding region runs from base 329 to 772 and encodes 147 amino acids. Gene Ontology annotation, cellular component: cytoplasm. The transcript is spliced from 5 exons.
AGUCCACAAACUGGAAAGAGGAGGGUUGCCUGGGAGGUCUAACGAAUCAAAUAUUAUUUUAUUGUCUAUUCUGUAAACGUAAUAUUGAUCUUUAAUUUAAUUCAACAUGACCCCCAAAUUAUUCAGUAUCCAUUGUCAAACUGUUAUCGUCUAUUGUUAAGCUAGUAUAAAGGUUGAAAGGGUUCAUGGUGGUACUUCAGCGCGGACACUUGGAGGCGCCCACAAGCGGUCCUGUGACAAUUGAUGGAGAUUUGGAGAAGAUGGACUUUGAUAAAGCCACAACCACACAAUGUGUCUAAUGAAUUCUUUUGUCUUCUAAGGUCAUUGUAUGUCUGAUCCAGAUCUACCGCGGCGGACUUGCUAUCUAACUAAAGGGACAAUGGCAGCGGUAACGAGUCCGGAAACGACACCUCAACCCCGGGUCUACUUUCAAACGCCUCCCGGUACCGAAGAAGAAGUGCCACAGAAGCAAGGGCGAGUGACCGUGAAAUAUGACAGGAAAGAAUUAAGGAGGAGGCUGAAUCUGGAAGAAUGGAUAGUUAGCCAGUUAAUGAAUCUGUAUGACUGUGAGGAGGAUGAGGUCCCCGAGCUGGAAAUAGAUGUGGACGAGCUGCUGGAUCUGCCAAACGAUGUCGAGAGAGCCAUUCGAGUGAAGAUGCUGCUGGUCGACUGUUACAAACCUAAUGAUGAUUUUGUGGUGGCGCUGCUGGAGAAAGUUCGCGGCAUGCAGAAAUUCAGCACUCCCCAGAAGAAAGGUGAGCUGACGCCAUGAGGUCACACCAGCUCCCCUCCCACCACCACAAAACAAUCCUGUCACUCCAAACCCAGAGGAGAAAUGCAGACAUGCAGACCCAACCACUAUACAACAGUGUCUGUCAAACAGAGCUUAUCGAUAGGAGUCCAGCCAAGCCAAUGUCAGCUGCAGGUUGAUAACCCCAACUGUUUUACUUUGUCUUAGUACUGUCUCAGCAUAUAUUACAUGUAAAGAGUGUGGUAGUGUCUCUUUAGCUUAAAACGUCCGUGGUGAUUUAGGGAAAGGAUUCGAAUGUUGUGGAAAUGGUUGAUGUUACGGUUAGACUGUUCACUUAUACACUUCCUUCAGAGCCACUUGACUUGAUGUGUCUGUAGUCAAGUAGAAAACUAGAGCAAAACUGAUUUUUCUUUUUAUGUCAGUCUCUCACUUCCGAUGUCUUUCGAUAAGGGCGAAUUUCAAAGUUUUGAGGCCAGAAGGCAUUUGUUUUAGAUGUGACGGGUAUGUGAGAUUUUAGAACAUGUUGAUGUGAAUUGGGAAGAGGGAGGGGGGUGAUAAAUCUGAACUGUGUUUUGUAAGCCAUUUUUAAUCUACCAUUUAUAGGAAAAACAAUGACAGGUCUGUGUGGGUACUACUGCUUUUAAGAAUCAUUUGACUGAGGAAACAAAAAUGAAGCUGGUUUUAUGAAGAGUAGCUAAACCAAUUGAGUGAAUUUGCCAAUUUGUUACAUGGAUGAAGCCUGAAGAACGUGAAGCGCUAAAUCAAUGUCAAAGCCCAAAUAUCUUUUGUAAAUAAAACGUUUAUUUAAUUUCAAGUGAACGUGAUUGAGAAAUGCGUCUCUUGCUGAUCAGAACUUGUUGGAAUGGCAAAACUGUACCGUGUGCACUCUCACAACCAAAUAUGUGUAGUAAGGCUCUCAAAUAAAGAAUGGUGCUACAUACAUGUCUAUAAAA